Messenger RNA from Penicillium daleae, 936 nucleotides. RefSeq names its product trans-2-enoyl-CoA reductase (NADPH) TSC13. The transcript is spliced from 3 exons. The record is from RefSeq and is a predicted model, not a curated record. NCBI's taxonomy places the organism in Eukaryota, Fungi, Ascomycota, Eurotiomycetes, Eurotiales, Aspergillaceae. Gene Ontology annotation, biological process: very long-chain fatty acid biosynthetic process. The coding region runs from base 1 to 936 and encodes 311 amino acids. Gene Ontology annotation, molecular function: oxidoreductase activity, acting on the CH-CH group of donors.
AUGGUGUCUCAAAUUACUCUCAUCGUUGAGCCCCGGGGCAAGCCUAUUCGCAAGCUCCCCAAAGAGAUCACUGUCGCCCUCACCUCCAACGGCGAGGAGCUCUACAAUGCUAUCGCCAAUGCUUCCGGUGCUUCGAUCCACCGUCUGCGCAUUACCAAGGGAAGUGACCGCAGUGUGGUUCCCAAUGCGAAGAACACCACUAUCAAGGAUACCGGCUUGAAGGAGUCGAGUAUCAUCCACGUCAAGGACCUUGGUCCUCAAAUUGCAUGGCGCACCGUCUUCAUCAUUGAAUACCUCGGACCCCUCCUGAUCCCAGCCCUUUUCCUCUUCCCCCUCCGCGACCUGAUCUAUUUCAACUUCGACAAGCCCCUCCCCGAGCCAUCCGACAUGCAACUUCUAGUCUGCGCCCUCCUGACCUUGCACUUCCUGAAGCGCGAGUACGAGACCAUCUUCGUGCACCGCUUCAGCAACGCCACCAUGCCCGCCCGCAACAUAUUCAAGAAUAGCGCUCACUACUGGGCCCUCGCCGGCUUCAACAUCGCGUACUGGGUAUUCCGCCCCGACGCAGCGGCUGCCUCGGCCGAUUACAACCCCAUUCUCGUGUACGCCGGAGUUGCGUUGUUCAUCUUCAGUGAGUUGGCAAACUUCAACGCGCACUUGGUGCUGCGUGACCUUCGUCGUCCCGGUACUACCGAACGCGGCAUUCCUUCCGGGUUUGGCUUCAACUGGGUCACUUGCCCCAACUAUAUGUUUGAGAUUCUGGCCUGGUUGGGCGUUUACCUGGUUAGCCAGCUUAGCUGGAGCGUUCUGGUCUUCACUCUUGUCGGUGGUAUCCAGAUGUGGAGCUGGGCCUGGAAGAAGGAGAGACGCUACCGCAAGGACUUUGGCGACAAGUAUAAGAAGAAGCGCACUGUCCUUAUGGCUGGUCUGUUCUAA